Molecule: messenger RNA, 1050 nt
Organism: Ipomoea triloba (trilobed morning glory)
Lineage: Eukaryota; Viridiplantae; Streptophyta; Magnoliopsida; Solanales; Convolvulaceae
Product: alpha carbonic anhydrase 1, chloroplastic-like
Exons: 6
Coding region: 10-867 (285 amino acids)
Molecular function (GO): carbonate dehydratase activity; zinc ion binding
Source: RefSeq, a predicted model, not a curated record
UCUUCGAAUAUGGCUAAGUUUGUUCUCAUUUCAAUAACAGCCUUUCUCGCUAUAUUCAACCCCUUUGCUUCUUCAUUGGUUUUACAUAAUGAACAUGAUAGCAAGGUGAAGUUUGGGUACAGUGGGCCAACUGGGCCGGGCAGAUGGGCCGACCUAAGCCCAGCUUUCUCAGAAUGUGCAAAGGGGAAAUCACAGUCACCAGUCAACAUUCUCACCCACAGCAAUGCUAUUGUUCACACCAAGUAUAAGCCACUGCUCAUCCAUUAUGCUAAAUCUCUGAAUUCUACUUUGAUCAACUAUGGCUUCAAUGUUGGGAUACGUUAUGGUGCAGAGGCAGGAAUGAUUGUUUUGGAUGGUAAAAAUUAUACACUGAAGCAAAUGCAUUGGCAUGCCCCCUCCGAGCACCGAAUUGAUGGAGUGCAGUUUGCAGCUGAGCUUCACCUUGUCCAUUUUGCUGUUGCCGAUCACACUCUGGCUGUCAUUGCAGUCCUCUUCCAAUUAGGCCCCCGCCCUGAUCCCACACUUGCUAAGGUUGGUAAACAUUUGAUUAAGCUGCCAAGGGAAUCAUCAUCAUCCUCAUCAAAACAAGAUAAACCUAUGAUUCCACUAGGAAAACUUAACACGCAUCAAAUAAGAAAAUUGUUGCAUAGCCACAAGUAUUACAAAUAUUUUGGGUCUCUCACCACUCCCCCGUGCACUGAACAUGUUACAUGGGCAGUCCUUCCCAAGAUACACUCAAUAUCAGAACGUCAAAUUGAAGCAUUGAGAGCUCCGGUAGAAGCUACAUGCAAGAAAAAUUCAAGACCAGUACAACCCUUGUAUGGACGAAAAUUGCAACUUUAUGAGGCCCAUCAUCAUCAUAAUUGACUCAAUUACCUAAUGUGUUUUGCCUCUUAAUUUAAUUCCAUCAACUAUAACUUAAUUUGCAUGUGAUCGUACUCGUAUAAUGGAUCAAAUAAAAAUUUAUCUAAUAACGCACGCAUGUAUAAUAAAAUAAACUAAACAUGGGUAUUACCAUGUUUGAAAUAAUGAAUUUGUUGUGCUAAUAAA